GAUGGCACCACUUGCUGGUUGAGCUAGAUUUCUCCUCCAAUGUACUGACCGUUUUCGUAAACGGUGUGGAAGAUGCCGUAAUAGCUGGACUUGUUUCUACUUCAAUAGAGUCUGGAAAUGUCUCUUUGUCAUCUAGUAACGUUUCAGGGGUAACAAUAUCUGGUUUAACAAUCUUGCCAAGAAAACUCUCGGUCGAAGAAAUCGCUAACUUUGGCUCCUGGUGCCCCUUAAAUUCUACAGGCACUUUGUUUUCAAUGACUGACACAGUUCAAAAUAUUAUUGACGGAUUGGUCAUCAUUACAGAAACUUCGUGCGACCCCUUCGAUGAGUGUGCGACAGCACCGUGCGGUAAUCACACAUGUGUUAACGGUAUAGGAACAUUUACCUGCGUAUGCAGUGGGGAAUGGAGUGGAACACGUUGCGAGGUUUCACCUAACUACUGUCUGAAUCAUGGAUGCAAACACGGCUUAUGCGUUCCAGGAAACGGAAAUUACACGUGCAACUGUACUGACUUCUACACUGGCAGUGACUGUUCUAUUCCUCCGCUGAACGGCGGUUGGUCGUCUUGGAUCGAUUGGACAGCAUGUGACGUCACAUGUGGAGGCGGUACACAUUCUCGUCAGAGACUUUGUGUAAACCCGCCUCCAGGGCCGGGUGGACUGAGUUGCGAUGGCGAUGAUAAAGAAAUCGAGGAAUGCAAUACAAAUAAAUGUCCGGAAUGUGAACCACUUAAGAGAAGCAUUGGGACAAAACCUAAAUGUGAGAAUGAUCCGAAUACCGCGGAUAAACUCUGUACGGUCAGUUGUGAUCCCGGGAAAACGUUCCCCGAUGGCCAGGAGCCGUAUUCAAAAUACAAGUGCGGUCGCACAACUGGAUAUACAUGGCAGCCAUUCGGAAAAGUACCGGAAUGUGUGGACUAUACUUCCCCCUUCAAGGUUGAAGUGCAGAUGAAUGCUGAGAUCACACAGAACACAACUAAAAAGAACGAUGAAGAUAUUAAAAACGACGUUUCAAACAAAACGAAUACAAUGCCUUGCACCGAUGGCAUGAAAUGCCAAGUAACCGUUUCCAUAAGCGGCUCUCAAAAUCGCCGAAAACGGAGUACCCGAACAUCCAUCAAGUUAUCGUAUACUAUGGAACUUCCCUCACUGCCUAACUUAGACAUGGCCGGCUAUGAACAAAAUGCAACAGUGUCUCCCGACUUGCAAACUCUGAAAGAUGCAUUCAGUGCAGUAGAAGAGCAAUACACGUUUUUUUUGGACAAUGCCAAGACAAUAUUGAAUGGUACGGUGGACGGAGUACAGUACACCGUUGAUCCGGACACCAUUGAAGCAUUCAUUGGCGCCUACUGUAAUCCAGGGUUUUCAGGCAGCAACGGUUUUUGCGUGGAGUGUCCAAGUGGUACACACGAGGUCGACGCGGUGUGCCAGACUUGUGACGUUGGAACCUAUCAGUCUAUUACUGGUCAGACAACGUGUGAGCCCUGUCCGACCGGGUAUACUACUGCAACCUACAUGGCUACAAGCAUUGAAGAAUGUAACGUGAGAAUAGCAACAACAGCACAUGGUGAUGACAUGAAACAGGAAAAAUCCAAUUCAAAAACCGUAGCUAUUGCCUCAUCGAUUUCCUCAGUGGUCGUAGUUGCAGGUGUUAUCAUCAUUGGAGCCUUCUGUUACAAACGUUUCAGAAAGCAAGCCCGUAUUGCACGUAGCAAGAGCUUGGCUAGCCUUAACAUGGUACGGCCAGAGGUUGUGGGAUCAAUGGCGCAGUUCCAAAUGCACCUAAGAGGAGCAGAACAGGCGAAUGUCCGCUACAUCAGAGAAAAUUCGAUCGGUUGCAAUUCUCCCUCGCCUUCUAAUUAAAAUGCACCGAAGGAUUAAAACUAAAUGUUUCAGUAAACCGAUUAAAAAAAUACCAUUCAGUAUGAAAGUUUAACACGUUAUAUAUGACGCGUUAAACUUUCAUACUUUAUUGUAUUUAUUUAAUCCGUUUAGCGUAGUUAUGGUACUUUAAUGUACUGUUGAGACGACACUCGGUGUUUGAUAACCUUAAACAUCAAAAAAAAAGUAAACAUAUUGCACGACAGAGGUCUACACACAAAGUGUUUUUUCCCCUCUUAACACACUAUUACCUCGGUAAUUU
Molecule: messenger RNA, 2142 nt
Organism: Dreissena polymorpha
Lineage: Eukaryota; Metazoa; Mollusca; Bivalvia; Myida; Dreissenidae
Product: neurogenic locus notch homolog protein 1-like
Exons: 11
Coding region: 255-1862 (535 amino acids)
Biological process (GO): heterophilic cell-cell adhesion; establishment or maintenance of epithelial cell apical/basal polarity
Cellular component (GO): plasma membrane; protein-containing complex
Molecular function (GO): calcium ion binding
Source: RefSeq, a predicted model, not a curated record